AUGAAACUCACUGGCUCUUUGUCAGCCCUUGCUCUCGCUGCCUUCUCACUGAAGACAGUAUCAGCAGCUAAUUCUUUCGCUGGCUCAAACCUUUAUUACGCUGCUGGUCUGGAUUCUGCCACGCGUGGAACACUGUUAGAUGGUUUACAGAGUGCGGGUAUGAAAGUCCUCCGAGUUUGGCUUGACGGGCAAUCUACUACACAGAAGGGAACGAACAUUGACCCUUUCCCCGAUCUUGAACCAAAUGUCAUCGGAACCUAUAACGACACUGUCCUUGAACGGCUGGAUGACUUUAUGAUUGAUGCUCAAGCUCAUGGCAUCAAGUUGCUCAUCAGUAUGCAUAGUUUCAAUGCUCUGCAAGCUGGAGACGUAUACGGCAAGCAGUACGGCACUGGCUACUUCUAUGAGCAAACGCAGCCUCAGCAGCAAUUUGAUGCUCGUCUUACGCACGUUUUGAAUCACAAUCACACGACUCUUGGAAAGCCCUGGAGCCAACUCUCUGACUAUAUCUUCGCUUUUGAGGCCGAAAAUGAAGCGAUGAUUGGUCAAGGCCAGACUUAUAUUCAGGAUCACCAACAAUGGCAGUGUGACCGAGCAUCCACAAUUAAGGGAGUCUUGGGUUCCAACAGCAAUAUCCUUGUCGUCACUGGAGGCGAAUCUUGGAUGGCAGAAUCAGUCCAACCUAAUUUCCUUAAUUGUAGUUCUCUCGACGUCAUCUCCAUUCACUCAUACGGUACUGGUGACUUCGCCACCAGCAGCAUCCAGACCUACGUUCAGCAAGCUCAGUCAGCUGGGAAGAAGCUUCUCUUCGAAGAAUGGGGUGCUUGCUAUUUCUCCACCUCGAAUAAUAACUGUCCCACUGGAAGUGCCCUUGACGCCGACACCCGCAACUCGAAUAUCAAAACUUGGGCUAGCCAAAUUGACGCCGCUGGUGUUCCGUGGCUUUACUGGCAAGUCCUUCCCAAUGCUGACCCUCAUCAAGAUCAGGACUUCGAAGUUGGUCUUAAUGAUAGUUCGUGGAGCACUUUGCAAGCGGCAGCGCAGGCAGCACUCCAAGCUACUGCUGCGUUUGAUUACUCGAGCUAUCUGCUCUAAUUCAGAAUGGCUCGCAAAACACUUCUCUCAUAUAAUAUAUUUUGUGAAUCAGUACAGCACGAAAUUUACUUAUAUCGGGUUACGGCGUUCUUUUCU
Molecule: messenger RNA, 1191 nt
Organism: Serpula lacrymans var. lacrymans S7.9
Lineage: Eukaryota; Fungi; Basidiomycota; Agaricomycetes; Boletales; Serpulaceae
Product: glycoside hydrolase family 5 protein
Exons: 7
Coding region: 1-1095 (364 amino acids)
Molecular function (GO): hydrolase activity, hydrolyzing O-glycosyl compounds
Source: RefSeq, a predicted model, not a curated record